Colias croceus (clouded yellow) is the source of this 3463-nucleotide messenger RNA. It is a transcript of the gene ValRS, whose product is annotated as valine--tRNA ligase. The record is from RefSeq and is a predicted model, not a curated record. Lineage: Eukaryota; Metazoa; Arthropoda; Insecta; Lepidoptera; Pieridae. The transcript has 20 exons. Bases 91 to 3330 code for a protein of 1079 amino acids. Gene Ontology annotation, cellular component: cytosol. Gene Ontology annotation, molecular function: aminoacyl-tRNA deacylase activity; ATP binding; valine-tRNA ligase activity. Gene Ontology annotation, biological process: valyl-tRNA aminoacylation.
ACAAUAAAUUCGAAAAUCGGAAAAUAUUUCGCGUGGACGUGGAAAUGCUCGUUAUUUUAUUUAAUUAGAAAUAGAAAGAAUUAUUAAAUCAUGAGUGACAAAGAUGCCGAAAACUGUCCCUCAGGCGACCAACCACAGGAAAAGACCGCUAAACAGUUGGAAAAAGAAGCUAAAAAGGCUGCUAAGUUAGAAAAACUUAAAGCCAAAUUGGAUAAGAAGAGUACUGCGCCAGCUGCACCAAAAGAUAAACCUGAGAAAAAAGUAAAAGAAACAAAGGAAAGCGCAGUAUAUACAGCAAAUACUGCACCGGGAGAGAAAAAGGACAUCAAUGGACCUAUGCCAGAUGCUUAUAGCCCCAAAUUCGUGGAGGCGGCAUGGUAUUCCUGGUGGGAAAAGCAAGGAUUCUUCAAACCUGAAUAUGGGAAAAAGUCUGUAUUGGAGCCAAAUCCUAAAGGCCAAUUUAUCAUGGUCAUUCCACCACCAAACGUGACAGGGAGCUUGCAUCUUGGCCAUGCUCUUACCAAUGCUGUUGAAGACGCUAUUACAAGAUGGCAUAGAAUGAAUGGUCGAACAACGCUUUGGAAUCCCGGUUGCGAUCACGCCGGUAUCGCGACGCAAGUUGUGGUGGAGAAGAAACUAUGGCGCGAGGAGAAGAAGACGAGACACGAUCUGGGGAGAGAGGAGUUUAUCAAGCGAGUUUGGAAGUGGAAGGAAGAAAAAGGUGGCCGUAUCUACGAGCAACUACGCUCCCUAGGCUCCUCUCUAGACUGGUCUCGAGAACGCUUCACAAUGGACCCAGUGAUGUGCCGAGCUGUGAAGGAAGCGUUCAUCCGUCUACACGAUUCCGGGGAUAUCUACCGGGCUAACAGACUUGUGAACUGGUCGUGUACGCUGAAAAGUGCGAUAUCGGAUAUUGAAGUGGACAAAGUGGAGUUGACUGGACGUACUAUGCUGUCUAUACCGGGGUAUGAUAAUAAGGUGGAAUUCGGUGUGCUUGUCCAUUUUGCAUACAAAUCCGAAGAUGGUAGCGGUGAGGUGGUGGUCGCCACCACUCGUGUGGAGACCAUGCUGGGUGAUGUGGCCGUGGCUGUGCAUCCUAAUGAUGAGAGAUACAAGAAUCUAAUAGGCAAGAAGUUGGUACAUCCAAUACUGAACAGGAAGUUGCCUGUCAUUGCCGAUGAAUAUGUCGAUAUGGCCUUUGGAACUGGUGCUGUGAAAAUAACGCCCGCCCACGAUCAAAACGACUACGAGAUUGGCAAACGGCAUAAUCUGCCUUUCAUCAACAUUUUUGAUGAUGAGGGUAAACUGCUGGACAAUUGUGGACCUUUCUCGGGCAAAAAGCGUUUCGACGUCCGUCGCGAAAUAAUCAAAGUGCUUGAAGAGAAGAAGUUGUACCGCGAGACGAAAGACCACGCGAUGGUGGUGCCGCUCUGCAGUAGAUCGAAGGAUGUGGUGGAACCGAUGCUGAAGCCCCAGUGGUACAUACGCUGCGACAAAAUGGCGGCGGACGCGAUUCAAGCGGUCAAAAAUGGCGAUCUGAAAAUAAUCCCAGACAGCCACGAGAAGACGUGGUACCACUGGAUGGAGAAUAUAAGGGACUGGUGCAUCUCCCGCCAGCUCUGGUGGGGACACCAGAUACCCGCGUACCGGGUUACUGUGCCGGAAAAGGUGAGGUUUUGGUGUAGUAGUGACGUAACAACAUACACGCGUCCGCUCCGGCGCCGCACGCGCUCGGGGCGGCGCAAGGCUGCGCGCCGCGUGCCCGCCCGCACACACCACGCGCACACGGAAGAGCUAUGGGUAUCAGCGCAUACGCAAGAGGAGGCGUUACAAAAAGCCGCCAAAAAGUACAAUGUCCCAGUAGAAGAUAUUAGCGUGAAGCAGGAUGAUGAUGUACUGGAUACCUGGUUCUCGUCAGGCCUGUUUCCGUUCGCUAUAUUCGGCUGGCCGGAUAAUACUGAUGAUUUGAAGGCAUUCUACCCAACAACACUGCUGGAGACGGGUCACGAUAUCCUGUUCUUCUGGGUGGCGAGGAUGGUGUUCUUUGGCCAGAAGCUUAUGGGCAAAUUACCUUUCAAAGAAAUCUACCUGCACCCUAUGGUGCGCGAUGCCCACGGCAGGAAGAUGUCCAAGUCCCUGGGCAAUGUCAUCGACCCAGUGGACGUGGUGACCGGCAUCACGCUGGAACAGCUCCACGAACAGCUGCUGGACUCGAACCUGGACCCCAAAGAGGUGGAGAAGGCAAAACUGGGCCAGAAACAGGACUAUCCCAAUGGGAUACCGGAGUGCGGGACUGAUGCGUUGAGGUUCGCACUGUGCGCCAUGACUCAAGGGCGCGAUCUCAACUUGGACAUCCUGCGGGUGCAGGGUUAUCGUUUCUUCUGCAAUAAACUGUGGAAUGCUACCAAGUUUGCCCUUAUGUACUUCCCGAAGGACACUGUUUAUGAGGUACAUACGCCCGGUCCCCUCCCAGAUGAUCUAUCAAUGAUCGACAAAUGGAUGAUGUCGAGACUAGCCGUGGCAGUCAAUAAAGUCAACGAGGGCUUCAAAAACUACGACUUUCCCUCAGCCACUACGCAUUGCUAUAAUCUGUGGCUUUAUGAUCUGUGUGAUGUGUAUUUGGAAUACCUAAAACCCGUGUUCACACAAGGCUCCCCACACGAGCAGGCGGCCGCUCGCCGAACGCUCUACACCGUACUAGAGUACGGGCUAAAACUGCUCAGUCCGUUCAUGCCGUUCGUGACUGAAGAGCUUUACCAGCGGUUGCCGAGGAGCGAUGCGGCCUGCCCGUCCGUGUGUGUCGCGCCUUACCCCACUGACGAAGACACGCCAUGGCAGUGCAAGAAGCUAGAGUCUGACGUGGAGCAAGUGAUGAAAAUGGUCCACGCGAUCCGGUCCACCAGGUCCGAGUAUACGGUGCCGAAUAAGACCAAAACGGACGUGUAUCUGGUCCUUAGCGACGAUUUGGAACAUUUGAAAGAGGUGUUCAAAAAGAUGGAGUGUCUCGCAAAUAGUCGUUUUGUAGCCGAAGCGCCGCCGAUCGGCUGCUCGAUUCUACCGAUUUCGGAUAAAAUUGAAGUACAUCUGUCCUUGAUGGGUCUCAUCGACGCGGAAAAGGAGAUUCAAAAGAUAGUGAAGAAAGAACAAACUUUAGAGCAAACAUUGAAAAAGCUAAACCAAGCGAUGGCCGUAGACGACUACGCUAAUAAAGUUCCCGCCGACGUUCAAACGGCCAACUCUGAAAAACUCAAACAAAUCAAAGGAGAACUAGAAAAACUCAAUAAAGCCAUGCAAACAUUGAAAAAUAUUAUGGAAAUGAGUAAAAACUGAUCUUUAUGUAUAGAUAAUAUUAUAUGCUGUUUAGAGUCACUUGCAUUUUUUGUUUAAAAUUAAAAGUGUUCAAGGUCACGAUCUAUGUAAGCUAUUUAUUUCCGUUUUAUACAAUAAAUUAUUUUUACGUCUA